CGAACGGGAAUCGACAUAUCGCCGUCUUCGUUUGGCGCACGGUCGGUGCAUUGCAGAGGUCACUGCGCCUUCUUUCUCUAAUUUCUAUCACAGUGUGUUUUUUUCGACUCUUGCAAGUUUUGUGUGAUUUUGUGAGGAAUUGUGUGUGUUGUCUCGCAAUAAAGGUGUAUUCAUUGGGCGGCGCCGGCCCCACACCCGCCAACGGACCCUCCUACACGCCGCAACCGCCGCCGCAGGGCAACCCGCCGAUGCCCACCAGUCAGCCUUACGGAGUGAUGCCCGGAAUUCCCGGUGGUAAUCCCUAUGUGAUUCCCGGACAGGCGCAGAUUUAUCCGCAGGGCGCUCCGCCCCCCACUUACGAUCAAGCUAUGACCCAUCCGGCUGCCAUCGUAGGACAACAUAUGUACCCUCCUGGUACAAUGUAUGCAGCAGCAGCGGCUGGUUAUCCAACAUAUUUAGGCUACCCUACAUACGCCCCAAUGCAGUAUUAUCCUUCGUUAGGUGCCUAUUCGUACGCCAUGCAACCUGCACAACUCAGGCCUACCAUUAUGAUACCAAAUGGUUACGAUGCCGGCGCCCGUUUCGACGGCAUCGGGCAACCUGUGUUGCCGCCGGCGCCGCCGGGCGUGCCGCCCUCCGCCGCCCAAUUGGCCGCCAUGGCCGGCCACCAGGUGGCGCUCGGUCAGAAAAAGAACACCUUCUUGGCGGGCGGCUCGGACGGUGGUUACACCUUCUGGUAGACGGGGCGAAUUUUUUCGAAAAAAACCAACAAAUUUUUUCGUUUUUAGAUAAUAGGAAAAUCGAAAUUGUUGUCGUUAUAAUUUUUCUCUCUCUCUCUCUCUCACUCACUCUCUUAUUUACGGAACAACAAUGGGGAAAAAAAAAGAAGAAACGUCGGUACGCGCGAUGUAUGUAUUUUUUAUUUUCUAAUUCUAGUCCUUAAUUUACGUUGGAGUGAUUAAUCGAUUUUUAUUGUUUUUUUUUUUUUCGUUUACAAUUCACAAUUUAAACGAACGCGAAACGGAAAUUUUUUUGACGUAUUAUACGUCAUAUAUGCUGUGAUACGUCAAUUGUCGAUGUCAAAAUGGCGUCUGCAUUGUUGUGACGUCUCAUUUAAUAAAAUUUGUGAUACGUCAAUUUGUUGUCAACGUGUCGAAGAAAAAAAUGUUUUAAUUAAAUUUCCGGUUUAUUUGUGAUUUGUAAAUCGUAAUAAGUGAUUCGUUUUCUCUCUUAUUAUUAUUAUUUUUAUUUUAUUUAAAUAAAUUAGGAUAUAGUUAAACAAAAAAAAAACGAUUAAAGGUUAAAAAACCAUCUUAUACAAGUAGGCGAAUAUUAAACAAACGCGUUUUAACGAAACAAAAAAAAAAUAUGAAAAAACAUAGUUAUAUUACCUCACGAUAGCUCUUUUUUAUAUUCAAAGUGAUUUUUUUAAACUAUUUCCAGAUUUGUUAUUUUUUUAUUGUAGUUGUUUUUUUAAGAGUUUAUUAUUUUUUUUAAUCGAAAGUUCAUUAUUUCGCAAUGCAGAAUUGUCUCCUAAAAUAUUAACUUGCUAAAUUAUCCCUUAACUACAAUAGAUAAUUUUAAUCAGGACAAUUCUGCAAUCGAAUAUGAAAUAGUAUCUCUUGCCUAUGGGUUUCGUUAAAUUUAUAAACUGCGAUUUGUUAGUCAAUAAAAGUGGAAAAAAAUAGCAAAGUUUUCUCUUCGAUUUAAACAGAUCGUACACUGAAAGUACAAAGACGGUAGUAUUUUUUUGUUGUUUGGUGGAAAUAUGGAAUAUAUUGAAAUUUGAAAAGGUACUCUAUUCGGAUAGAUUGCUCGAGUAGUUUCGAUUUAAAUUUAAUCAAAAAAAAACUUGUAGUAGUUUCAAGAAAAGUUGCGAUACCAUUCAAAUGAAAUUAAUUUUUAAUUAAUUAUUAAGUAAAAUUGCCAUACAGAGUCGUUGGAAUAUACAAGAGAAAAAAAAUCUCAUCGGCACAUAUCUGUUCGUAUAUGAUUUAAUAAAUUGAUAUUUUUUUUCCUCUUCGUUUAUUCCAACAUCUCAUAUUCCUUUUGCGCAGCUUUUUCUCGACAUUUGCAAACGUUUAAUUCGAUAAUUUUCGUUGUACUGAUUAUUUAUGUUGUUGUAUUUGAAAUGAAAACAAAUCUUUACAAUGAAUAUAAUAUUAUUGUGAGACUGUGAAGAUCUAUUGUGAAAUAUAUUAUGAUAAAAUGUCUUCGCGUUUGAUUCCAAUCAAAAACUAUACUUUUUUAUUAACUUUAUUUUUCGACUAAAUAAGUACAUGUACAUAAUUUUUUUAAUGGGUAAACUACAAUUACACAACAAUUAUAAUUACAACGAGUGCGACGUCUUCCUUUCCUCGUGCUUAAACACUUUUUAAAAUGGAACGUGUUUAAACACGUCUUUUGGUGCUACUUUUUAUUUUAUACCACAAAAAUAGUCGGGGGGGAAAACAACAACAACAACAACACACUAAGUCCGGGAAAUUUCGAUGGGAAAACUCGCUGAGAUUUUUUCCCAUCGACAUUUCACAAUUUCAAUGAUUAAUAGAUAGAAUAUAAUGUAUAAAAUUAAUAGAAAAUAAAUUAUAUAGAGUAUAAUAACGAUUAAGGAACUUUUGCUAAACAUCUAUAAAAUAGAUAACAUUUUC
This is a messenger RNA of Phyllotreta striolata, 2648 nucleotides long. Lineage: Eukaryota; Metazoa; Arthropoda; Insecta; Coleoptera; Chrysomelidae. The record is from the annotation of a GenBank genome assembly.